Tetranychus urticae (two-spotted spider mite) is the source of this 1280-nucleotide messenger RNA. Its product is annotated as crustapain. Gene Ontology annotation, molecular function: cysteine-type peptidase activity. The record is from RefSeq and is a predicted model, not a curated record. Gene Ontology annotation, biological process: proteolysis. Lineage: Eukaryota; Metazoa; Arthropoda; Arachnida; Trombidiformes; Tetranychidae.
CCGCUAUUGGAUGGAAGAUAUUAUUCAAUAGAUUUAAUCAAUCGAAAUGCCAACAGCAUGGAAUAAUCAUGUUAGACUGUCAGCUAAUCAGCAAACAAUAUAAAAACUUGCAAAUAAUUUAAUGAUCACAGUUAUAUAAUUUUCAUCCAUCAAACCGUAUUAAACAGUUAACAAUUCAAAUGAUUCGAACAACUUUUUUCAUCGCUCUUUUUGUCUUGGUCUCUGCUGCCAGUUUUUCCAAUGAAAAUGAAUGGGAAUCAUUCAAGGCCAAGCACAACAAGGUUUAUGCGGACGAAAGGGAAGAAGCUUGGCGGAAAACAGUUUUCUUAAACAACUUGAAAAAAAUCAAAGCCCACAAUGAAAGAGCUAACAAUGGUGAACACACUUAUCGCUUAGGAGUCAAUAAAUUUGCUGAUUUGACCUAUGAGGAAUUUAAAUCAGCUUAUCUGGGCUUCAAAAAGAGUCAUUACUCUACCCCUGUUGUCCACAAUGUCAACAAAACUGUUCAACUUCCAGCCUCAGUUGACUGGCGAACGAAAGGAAUUGUAACCGAAGUCAAAAAUCAAGCUAAAUGCAAGUGUUGUUGGGCCUUUUCAGCUAUAGCUUCCAUUGAAUCCGCAAAUGCCCAAAAAACUGGUAAAUUGGUUGAGCUUUCAGAGGAAAAUUUGAUUGAAUGCUCUUGGGAUCACCACAAUAAGGGGUGUAAUGGUGGUCGUAUGGACUUAUCAUUCCAAUAUGUUAUAGAUAACAAAGGUAUUGCUACCGAAAGUUCUUAUCCAUACACUUCUGCUGCAGGAGACGACAGUGGUAAAUGCAAAUACUCCGCUUCCAAAAGAGGAGCUUCAAUCUCAUCAUACGUUAAUAUUCCGCAAGGUAAUGAGAAUGCCCUUCUUCAAGCCGUCGCUCAACGAGUUGUUUCAGUUGCCGUAGAUGCUGAGUUUGACUUGCAGUUAUAUCAUUCUGGUGUUUUAAAGUCAACCGUAUGCUCGCCUCAGGCUCUCAACCACGGUGUAACCGUUGUAGGUUAUGGUGUUGAUAAUGGCACUCCUUACUGGCUAAUCAAAAACAGUUGGGGAGCUGAUUUCGGUGAAAAUGGUUACUUCCGAUUGUACCGAGGUAUCAACAUGUGUGGUGUUGCUGAAGAUGCUGUAUAUCCAGUUGUCUAAAGGGUUACUGUAAAUUAAUUUGAAUCAGCAAAAUUGACAAAAUUUGUCAAUAAAUAUUAUAACUCACUCAGGCAACUAAGAAUAUCAAUAAAAUUGUCUUUCAAUAAAUCUCAA